UCGACUGAAAUUAUCCCAAAAAUUAAGCAGAGUUCCUUCAAUUACUAGAAUCGUCCUAGCGGUUCUGCAAAUCGCUGCGACUACCCUGAGUAGUUUCAACGGACGCAUGGCUCUGAAAGCCAGUGACAAGGUUCUCAGUUACAAUGAUGUUGUACUCAGGCGAUCAGAUCUAGACAUUCUCAGCGGUCCAUAUUUUCUAAAUGACCGCGUUAUUGAGUUCUAUUUGAGCUAUCUCAGUUCCAGCUUUCCAUCUGAGGACGUAUUACUGGUAUCACCAUCAAUUGCUUUUUGGAUCAAAGAGUGCCCAGACACCGCAAGUGUUAAAGACUUUGUAGAACCCCUCCAUCUUUCUCGAAGGAAGUUGAUCAUCUUUCCAAUCAAUAAUAACUCUGAUGUGAAUCUAGCUGAAGGGGGCACCCAUUGGAGCUUACUCGCAUUCGAGAGAAGCACCAAUGUGUUCGUGCAUCACGAUAGCAGCUCGGGCAUGAACAAGUGGGAUGCCAAACGGGUCUACAAUGCCGUUCUUCCUUAUACAACAACCGACGCUUCUUAUAUCGACUACCCAGACACACCAAAGCAAGAAAACGGAUACGAUUGUGGUGUAUAUGUCCUCGCCAUUGCAAGAGUAAUUUGUAAUUGGUAUGCAAGCGGUGGAUCCAAGGAUAAUGUUGAUCUGUGGUUUCCUUCCUUGAAGGAACAGAUUACCCCCAGUGCUGUUUCGGAGAUGCGCGACGAGGUUCUAAGGUUAGUACAAGAUCUAAUGGCAAGAAAAUAAUUUUGCCUCUCACUUUCCACCCUUGAACAGAGAAGUGGGAUUGAAAUGAAUGAAUGAUCUGAGCCCUUAUAGAUCAAAAGCAUGCAGCUCAAGAUCUGAUAUGAGAAGAGAAAGUUAGUUUGGUGUUUAGAAGUUUUAUUCCCAGAUUGCAAAUGAUACAUGUCUGCUUUAGUUUGCUCACAGCCAGGGUAUGCAAUCUUGAUAUUUCUAAAACCUGCAUUGAUUGGGAGCAUUACACAGUUGAUGGCUGGCACCAGCACAACUACAUUAUUGGGUGGUAUUUACAUUUAUACCAUCUUUCUUCUUUUUUUCAUAAUUUAUAUUAAAACGAAUAUUAUUACUUCAUUCAUAGUGAAUUCACAGCUCAUGGAUGCGUUGUGUUGAUUGAUUAGUUAAAAAAUUGUAUGAGACCGUCUCACGGAUCUCAUAGAUGUGGUUGUGUUGAUUGAUUAGUUAAAACUUGUGUGAGACCGUUUCACGGAUCUCAUGGAUGCGGUUGUGUUGAUUGAUUAUCUAAAACUUAUGUGAGACCAUCUCACGAAUUCUUUUCCGAAA
Molecule: messenger RNA, 1330 nt
Organism: Ipomoea triloba (trilobed morning glory)
Lineage: Eukaryota; Viridiplantae; Streptophyta; Magnoliopsida; Solanales; Convolvulaceae
Product: NEDD8-specific protease 1
Exons: 2
Coding region: 107-775 (222 amino acids)
Biological process (GO): proteolysis
Molecular function (GO): deNEDDylase activity; cysteine-type peptidase activity
Source: RefSeq, a predicted model, not a curated record